This is a messenger RNA of Cetraspora pellucida, 582 nucleotides long. The record is from the annotation of a GenBank genome assembly. NCBI's taxonomy places the organism in Eukaryota, Fungi, Glomeromycota, Glomeromycetes, Diversisporales, Gigasporaceae.
AUGAUAUUUUCGGGAUAUGAAAUAUUUAAUCUAGUAGCUACUCUUGGUAUACAAUAUUUAGAUAAAUUUGAACAUGCUAUAGAUUACCAAACAACAUGUCGAGUCCUAGAAAUAAUCUGGAUUGCAGUUGAAAUUGUUUUAUAUCAGUAUGUGAAAGAUAAAGGGAACUCGAUGCAUGAUAUCUUAAAAGGAAAUAAUAAUUUAAUAAAACCAUCUUUGUACCUCUUUUUUUCAGUAACUGUAUAUUCAAUGUAUAUCAUACAUGAAGAACACUAUCUUGUCUUUGAUGAAACACUUAAAACAUAUAGUGUAAAAUUUAUUAAACAAAAAAUUUUUGAAAAUUUUACAGAUCAGAAAACUAUAAUACAAAAAAUUAAAGCAGCACAAUGUGAAAGAAAUUAUCCGUCAAUGCUUUUUGCAGAAUAUACUGAUGAUGUGGUGGUAAAUCAAAAUGCACAUUCAAUCCAAUCCAGCAUGCUAAGAAUUAAUGAGGAAGGUUUUAAAAAAAUUCUUGCCUGCUAUGAGUCAGAAAAAUCAUGUCUUGAAGCAAUACUUAGGCAAGACAUGUGUAAAACAGAGUGA